Pelobates fuscus (common spadefoot toad) is the source of this 654-nucleotide messenger RNA. It is a transcript of the gene FGF19, whose product is annotated as fibroblast growth factor 19. Gene Ontology annotation, molecular function: fibroblast growth factor receptor binding; growth factor activity. The transcript is spliced from 3 exons. Gene Ontology annotation, cellular component: extracellular region; cytoplasm. Bases 1 to 654 code for a protein of 217 amino acids. Gene Ontology annotation, biological process: regulation of cell migration; cell differentiation; animal organ morphogenesis. NCBI's taxonomy places the organism in Eukaryota, Metazoa, Chordata, Amphibia, Anura, Pelobatidae. The record is from RefSeq and is a predicted model, not a curated record.
AUGUGGAGAAGUCUGCCUCAACUUCUUUUUUCCCUUGUGUUGGUGAAACUGUGGCUAGUCCAGGUUGCUCAUUCAAUGCCACUCUUGGAUGCAGGACCACAUGUGCAUAAUGGCUGGGGAGAGGCUAUAAGAAUAAGACAUCUUUAUACAGCAAGAAAGCAUGGCCAGGAAAGUUAUUAUCUGAGGAUAAAUGAUGAUGGCAGAGUUGAUGGAGAAAGGCAUCAAAGUGCUCACAGUUUACUUGAGAUCAGAGCAGUUGCAGUUGGGGUUGUAGCUAUUAAAGGAUAUCAUAAUUCACUGUAUCUCUGCAUGGGUACCGAUGGCAAACUCUAUGGAAUGCCUAUUUUUUCAACUGAAGACUGUUCUUUUGAAGAAGAGCUUCUACCAGACGGAUACAACAUGUAUAAAUCUUCAAAAUAUGGCAUUGCUGUCUCUUUGAGCAAGGAUAAACAGCGACAGCAAUACAAGGGGAAAGGAUACCUGCAAUUGUCCCAUUUUCUACCAGUAAUAAGCUGGGUUCCAAUGGAGGUCAGCAAUCCUUUGGGGGAUGAAGACUAUAGGUUUCAGUACAACAUGGAUGAGAAUAAAGGCUCUCUUGUUGAUAGUAUGGAUCCUCUAGGACUUGUGCAAUAUCCAAACUAUCACAACAAAUAA